Molecule: messenger RNA, 333 nt
Organism: Angiostrongylus costaricensis
Lineage: Eukaryota; Metazoa; Nematoda; Chromadorea; Rhabditida; Metastrongylidae
Source: the annotation of a GenBank genome assembly
AUGUCACGUCAAAGUUUUAGUGAUGGUCUUAAUGAGUGUAUGCUUAUCGAACUCCAGGGAACCAUUGAAAACUACGGUCAGCCGCUUGCUGGUCGAGUUCUCGGCACUCUGGUAUGGCAUAAAGACAACAAGCAAGCGUUGUUGCAAGUUGGUCACCAUCUUCUAGAAGGAAAAAUUUCCGAAUUAGAGAAGCCGUUGUUGUUAAUGAAACCAUCGCCUUCAAACCAGCACUUUGAAGAACGUACAAUGAUCAUAGAGGCAGUAAUUAAACGCAGACUCCUGUUCAAAAAUCGGCCUAAGCCAUUUACUUUGCCUUCAAAAGCGGACCACUAA